AAUAUAACAAUAAAGAAAAUUGAUCGGUAAUGCUAAUAACUUGUGAAGUAACAUUUCACUAAUAAUAUUAAUGGAAUAGUGCUAGGGGGCUCUGAUGCGAUUAAAAAAUCGAAUUAAAAACUCGAGGGUUCUGCACUGCAUGUUUCUAUUUUCCUAAGCGUUACGUGUAGUGUAAUUGACGACGUCUCAGUGAACGUUUACUCGUAAAACGCGUUGGCGGUGUUUCGUAGUCGUUUCAGUGUUAAAACUCAUACAACAAGAAAGAAAUUAUUCUUUGUCCAAUUGAAUUCUCAUAAAGAAACAUGUACCUCAAGGUUGGUCAAUUGCAGUUUUUAUCAAAAUCUUUCUAAUUCGAGCUGAAUAAUGUGGCGGAUAAUGGAAUUGGCCGGAUGACAAAAGAUAACUUGCAACGUUGACUACUGAUAAAAACGGCCCCAAAUUAAGCGGCAAGUUGACAACGAAAUUGUAGUAGACUCACAGGGAUUGAAUUUAUUUCUGUACGCGAUGUGCAAUAACAAUAAGGAAAAUAAAAAUACAGUCUCCAGACAUAGACCAAUCAAAGUCACGACAAUUGGAGAUGGUACUGUAGGCAAAACAUGUAUGCUUAUUACAUAUACGACGAAUGAAUUCCCUUCAGAAUAUGUGCCUACUGUCUUCGAUAACUAUGCAGGCACAAUAUGUGUAGAUGGACAAGAAUUUGAUAUGACUUUAUGGGAUACCGCCGGUCAGGAAGAUUAUGAACGAAUCAGACCUUUAUCUUAUCCAAAUACUGAUUGCUUCUUGAUCUGCUUUUCAGUAAAUUCUCGCACUUCUUAUGAAAAUGUUGCGAUCAAAUGGCAUCCGGAAAUUAAACAUCACUGUCCAAAUACACCUAUAGUGCUUGUUGGUACAAAAGGAGAUCUUAGAAAUCAAGAAAAUGUGGAUACAAUUACUUUCAAAGAAUGCAAAAAAAUGAAAAAGAAAGUAAAAGCUUAUAAAUAUGUCGAAUGUUCUGCUUUGAAAUGUGAAAACUUAGAGGAAGUUUUCACUGAAGCGAUUCGAGCAGUACUGAAAAAACCAUCAAGCAAACUUUGUUGUUCAUUUUGAAGCUUAAAUUAUAAAAUAAUAUUUAUAAUUAAUUAAUAGGAAAUAUUGAUUUAUAGUAAUAUUAAUGGAUAAAAAUAUUAACUGUAAGAUCUUUAGACCCUACAGUUUUCCUACAUUUCCUUAAUAUUCAAAAUUUAAUAAAACGAUUAUAAAUAAUACCAAACAACGAAUAAUUCAUAUUUUGUAAAUAUAUUAAUGCUGAUUACAGAAUUAAGUAGACUUCAUUGUACAUCUGUAUCAUAGAAUACCAUUAAUAAAAAGGAAUUUAUUUCAUCAAUA
Molecule: messenger RNA, 1365 nt
Organism: Bombus pascuorum
Lineage: Eukaryota; Metazoa; Arthropoda; Insecta; Hymenoptera; Apidae
Product: ras-like GTP-binding protein RhoL
Exons: 7
Coding region: 505-1086 (193 amino acids)
Biological process (GO): small GTPase-mediated signal transduction
Molecular function (GO): GTPase activity; GTP binding
Source: RefSeq, a predicted model, not a curated record